GCUCCCUGACGCCCGCUGUGAGCCGCGGUUCUGCCCCACAGGUGCCCGGUCCCAGCCGCGGCCCCCGCAGACGCAGAGAUGGAUGUGUUUGGAGGGGCCCCCCGGUUCCUCGCCUACCCCCGCACGUUCACCGUGCAGAGCGGCGCCGAUGCCCUCCUUAAGUGCCAGAUCACGGGCGACCCGCAGCCCAGCAUCGCCUGGGAGAAGGACAAGGCGCCCAUCGCGCCGGCCGGGCGCUUCCGCGUGCAGGCCGAGGGCAACGUGUACAGCCUGCUGGUCUCGCGGGUGACGCCCGAGGACGGCGGGCAGUACAUCUGCAAGGCCAAGAACAGCGUCGGCGAGACCUACGCUGCUGCCACGCUCAAGGUGGAGCCCGGGGAGCCGCGCUGCGAGGGGCACCCCGACGACCGGGCCCCCGUCUUCCUGGCCCGGCCCCUCUCCCUGCGUGUCGGCCGCGGGGAGGACGUGGCGUUCAGCUGCCGGGUGCUGGGGCAGCCGGGCCCCGUGCUGGAGUGGGAGAAGGACGGGCGCAAGCUGUCCGACCUCUUCGAGAGCAGCCACUUCUGCGUGGGCAAGGAGCCCGAGGACUGGCACUUCCUGCGGCUCUUCGGGUCCCGGCCCCCGGACGGCGGCGUCUACGUGUGCCGCGCGCGCAACCGCGCCGGGGAAGCGCUGGCGGCCGCGGUGCUCCUGGUAGACCCCUCGUCCCGGGAGCCGCGUGACGGCCCGUCCCUGGGCCCCCCCCGGAACUGCCUGCCCCUCAGCUGCUGCGACAAGGCGCCGGAGCAGCCCGCAGAGGGGAGGCCGCGGCGCCGGCACGUGGCGGGGCCCGAGCCCGAGCCCGAGCCCUGGGCGGCCCUGACCAACGGCGAGGCGGCCCCCAGCACGCCGCGGGCGAAGGCGUUCACCGUGAGCGAGGGGAAGCAUGCCAAGUUCCGGUGCUACGUGACGGGCAAGCCCAAGCCCGAGAUCGUGUGGAAGAAGGACGGGAAGGCCGUCGUGCCGGGCCGCCGGCACCUGGCCUACGAGGACCGCGAGGGCUACUUCAUCCUGAAGGUGCUGUACUGCAAGCCCCGGGACCAGGGGCUCUACGUCUGCACCGCCUCCAACACGGCCGGCCAGACGCUCAGCGCCGUGCAGCUCCACGUGCGAGAGCACCGGGUGCGGUUCCAGGUGCAGCUGGAGGACGUGGAGGUCCGGGAGCGCGAGGACGCGGUGCUGGAGUGCCGGGUGCCGCUGGAGACCAUCCCCACCGCCUGGUACCUGGAGGACAAGCCGCUGCAGCCCAGCCCCAAGUACCUCAUGGAGGAGCAGGGCCGUGUGCGGCGCCUCACCAUCCGCGAUGCCCGCACCGACGAUGACGGCAUCUACCUCUGCGAGAUGCAGGACCAGGGCCGCAGCAUUGCUGAGGUCUCCGUCAGAGGAAUGAUCGUGAAGCGGCUGCCGCGGAAGCUGGACGUCAUGGAGGGGGAGAACGCCGCCUUCUGCGUGGAGACGCGGGAGGCCGUGGAGGGCAUCUCCUGGCGCCGCAAUGGGCAGGAGCUGCAGGAGUCGCCCUGCACCGUGCUCAAGAGCUUCGGCAAGACCCACCUGCUGGUCCUGGUGCACGUGACGCGGGAGGACGCCGGCAUCGUUGCCUUCGCUGUUGGGGACUCGGAGACCUCGGCCCAGUUCCGCGUCAAAUGUGCGAAGCGUGUCCCACCCAGCACACCCGUGGCCGCCUGCAUGAGCACGGAGCACAGUAACGCCGCGCUGCUGACGUGGUGUCCCGCGCCCGACGUGCACCGCAGCCCACCCAACGCCUACGUGCUGGAGCGGCAGGAGGCUGGCACGGCUGAGUGGGUGCAGUGCCUCACCACGGACACGGCCGGCGCCGUGGAGGUGCUGGGCGACAGUGUCCCCGCCGAGGCCGACUACCGCUUCCGCCUCUGCGCUGUCAACAAGUACGGAUGCAGCGCGCAUGUCGAGUUCCCCGGUGCUGCGCACCUCGUGCCCCUCGCCCGCGUGGAAAGAGCCCUGCAGGAUGCCGUGGUGCAAGAGGGCGAGGAUGCCAUCUUCUCCCUGGAGCUCUCGGCCUUGGUGCGUGGUGCCUGGUUCCUCAAUGGGGCAAGGGUGCAGGAGGAGGAGGAAGAGGAAGGCCGGCGGUGCUGCAUCUGGCACAGCAAGACAGAGCAUGCACUGCAGAUCCGUGGGGCGCGACUGACAGAGAACGGGGCUGAGGUGCGCUUCGUGGCCCACGGGCUGCAGGACGUGGCCACGCUGCACGUGCAAGCCCCGCAGGUGCGCAUCAUUGCGGUGCCCGAGGCCCAGCGCAUGCAGACGCUGCCAGCGGGGCUGCCCCUGCUCCUGGAGUGCGAGAUCUCCCAGCCCGACGCCACCGUGCGCUGGCUCAAGGAUGGGGAGGCCGUGCCUGGGGGCGAUGCCAUCACCGUCCAGGCAGAGGGCUGCAUGAGGAGGCUGCUUGUCCGCUCUGCCUGCCCCUUGCACUCCGGGAUGUAUGCGUGCGACACCGGCGAUGACGUGGUGACGUUUGCCGUGACUGUGACUGAGCCGCCCGUGCGGGUCGUCAGCUCCAACGAGGCGGCGGCACACACGUACGUGGCGUCGGAGCGCGUGGAGCUGGUGUGCGAGCUGUCCCGCCCCGACGCCCCGGUGCAGUGGUACAAGGACGGGGUGGAGGUGGAGGAGAGCGAGCGGCUUGUGCUGCAGCGCUCGGGGCCCUGCUGCCGGCUCGUCCUGCCCUCGGCCCAGCCGCCGGACACGGGCGAGUACGUGUGCGACGCUGGUGGCGACUCCGUCUUCUACAAUGUCUCCGUCGCAGCUUUGGCCACCCAUGUGCGCCUGUGUGAGCAGUACCUUGCCCCAUCCUCCCUUUACUGGUCCCUCCAUGCCCUGCUUCUGUCACAAAGCAGGCUACAAGCUCCCAGGGCCAAGGGCGCUGUUCCCACUGCCUCUGCAAUGGUUCUGUCUGUCCCAGAGCCGCCUGUGCGGGUCGUCAGCUCCAACGAGGCGGCGGCACACACGUACGUGGCGUCGGAGCGCGUGGAGCUGGUGUGCGAGCUGUCCCGCCCCGACGCCCCGGUGCAGUGGUACAAGGACGGUGUGGAGGUGGAGGAGAGUGAGCGGCUCGUGCUGCAGCGCUCGGGGCCCUGCUGCCAGCUCAUCCUGCCCUCGGCUCAGCCACCAGACGCAGGCGAGUACGUGUGUGACGUGGGCGGCGACUCCGUCUUCUACAGCAUCACCGUUGCAGAGCCGCCUGUGCGGGUCGUCAGCUCCAACGAGGCGGCGGCACACACGUACGUGGCGUCGGAGCGCGUGGAGCUGGUGUGCGAGCUGUCCCGCCCCGACGCCCCGGUGCAGUGGUACAAGGACGGGGUGGAGGUGGAGGAGAGCGAGCGGCUUGUGCUGCAGCGCUCGGGGCCCUGCUGCCGGCUCGUCCUGCCCUCGGCCCAGCCGCCGGACACGGGCGAGUACGUGUGCGACGCGGGCGGCGACUCCGUCUUCUACAAUGUCUCCAUCGCAGAGCCACCUGCGCGGGUUGUCAGCUCCAACGAGGCGGCGGCGCACACGUACGUGGCGUUGGAGCGCGUGGAGCUGGUGUGCGAGCUGUCCCGCCCCGACGCCCCGGUGCAGUGGUACAAGGACGGGGUGGAGGUGGAGGAGAGUGAGCAGCUUAUGCUGCAGCGCUCGGGGCCCUGCUGCCGGCUCGUCCUGCCCUCGGCCCAGCCGCCGGACACGGGCGAGUACGUGUGCGACGCCGGCGGCGACUCCGUCUUCUACAACGUCUCCGUCGCAGAGCCUCCUGUGAGGGUCAUCAGCUCCAACGAGGCGGCAGCACACACGUACGUGGCAUCAGAGCGCGUGGAGCUGGUGUGCGAGCUGUCCCGCCCCGACGCCCCGGUGCAGUGGUACAAGGAUGGUGUGGAGGUGGAAGAGAGCGAGCAGCUCGUGCUGCACCAUGAGGGACCCUGCUGCCGGCUCGUCCUGCCCUUGGCCCAGCCGCCGGACACGGGCGAGUACGUGUGCGAUGUGGGCGGCGACUCUGUCUUCUACAAUGUCACCGUCGCAGAGCCGCCCGUGCGGGUCAUCAGCUCCAACAAGGCGACGACUCACGUGUACGCGGCGUUGGAGCGCGUGGAGCUGGUGUGCGAGCUGUCCCGCCCCGACGCCCCGGUGCAGUGGUACAAGGACGGGGUGGAGGUGGAGGAGAGCGAGCGGCUCGUGCUGCAGCAUGAGGGACCCUGCUGCCGGCUCGUCCUGCCCUCGGCCCAGCCGCCGGACACGGGCGAGUACGUGUGCGACGCGGGCGACGACUCCGUCUUCUACAGAGUCACCGUUGCAGCCCCGCAGGUGCGCAUUGCCCCGGUGCCUGAGGCCCAGAGUGUGCGGACGGUCCCAGCGGGGCUGCCCCUGCUCCUGGAGUGCGAGGUCUCCCAACCCGAUGCCCCCGUGCGCUGGCUCAAGGAUGGGGAAGCCGUGCCCGUGGGCGACGUCGUCACUGUCCAGGCGGACGGCUGUGCAAGGAGGCUACUCAUCAGCUCUGCCUGCGUCUCACACUCCGGGAUGUACACAUGUGAUGCCGGUGACAACGCAGUGACCUUCACAGUGACUGUGACUGAGCCGCCCGUGCGGGUCGUCAGCUCCAACGAGGCGGCAGCACACGUGUAUGCAACAUCGGAGCGUGUGGAGCUGGUGUGCGAGCUGUCCCGCCCCGACGCCCCGGUGCAGUGGUACAAGGACGGGGUGGAGGUAGAAGAGAGCGAGCGGCUGGUGCUGCAGCGCUCGGGGCCCUGCUGCCGGCUCAUCCUGCCCUCGGCCCAGCCACUGGACGCGGGCGAGUACGUGUGCGACGUGGGCGGCGACUCUGUCUUUUACAGCGUCACUGUUGCAGAGCCGCGGGUGAGGAUCCUGCGCCCGCAGGAGCGCGUGCUGGAGCUGCGGGUGCUGGUGCUGGAGCGCGUGGAGCUGGCAUGUGAGCUGUCUGUGGCGGAUGCCCCGGUGCGCUGGUUCAAGGAUGGGCUGGAGGUGGAUGAGACGGACGACCUGCUGCUGAUGGCCGAGGGCACCCGGCGCUGCCUGGUCCUCCCGCGGGCUGGCACUGAGGAUGCCGGCGAGUACAUUUGCGAGACGCGGGAUGAGUCUGUCUCCUUUGACGUCAGGGUGUCUGAGCCCCCGGUGAGAAUCCUGCAACCAUGGAAAGCCCCCCCAACCCUGCAGGCCUGCACGGGGGAGACGGUGACACUGGCCUGUGAGCUCUCCCGCGUGAGCGCAUCUGUGCAGUGGGCCAAGGACGGUGCCUGGCUGGAGGCUGGUGGGAGCCUCAUCCUGGAGGAGGAGGGGGCACACCGACGACUGGUCAUCCCCGCGGCCGGCCCAGAGCACUCUGGGAAGUAUGUCUGCAACGUGGGCAACGAUGCCAGGACCUUCACCGUGCAGGUGUCAGACCCGCGGGUGCGGAUCCUGGGCCGGGGUGAUCUGCAGACCCAACGCCACUGCCGGGCGGGCGAGGACCUGGUGCUGGAGGUGCAGCUCUCACACGCCCACGGGGAGGCCAAGUGGUACAAGGAUGGGGAGAAGCUGCAGGACACGGGGCGUGUGCGUGUGGAGGAAGAUGGGGCCCGGCGCGCGCUCGUUGUGCUGGGCGUGGAGAGCCGUGACGCGGGCGAGUACCUCUGCGACACCCGCGACGACAGCCUCAUCUUCUACGUCACCGUGGAAGAGCCGCCAGUGUCCAUCGUGGGGAGCGCAGGGGUGCGGGAGCGGCGCUGCGUGGUGGCUGGUGAGGACCUGACGCUGGCCUGCGAGGUGUCGCGGCCCAACGCUGCGGUGCGUUGGUUGCGGGAUGGCCAGGAGCUGGCGCCCGGCGAGCGCGUGCGGGUUGUGGAGAAGGGGUGUCUGCGGCAACUGACCGUCCUUAGGGCCCAGCACAGCGAUGCCGGCUCCUACGUGUGUGACGCCGGCACUGACCAGAGGGUGACGUCCGUGCAGGUGGCAGCACCACCCGUUCGCAUCCUGAACAAGGAGGAGGCGGCGGUGCCAGUGCAGGCAGUGGAGGGUGACACGGUGACCCUGAUGGCCCGGCUCUCCCGGGAUGCGGCGCCCGUGCGCUGGCUGCGGGACAGGCGGCCGCUGCGCACCGGGGCCCGGCUCCAGGUGGGCAGCGAGGGGCCGUGCCGCAGCCUCACCCUCAAGCACGCCGAGCCAGGCGACAGUGGCACCUACUGCUGCGACGCCGGGGACGACGCUGUGCACUUCACCCUGCGCGUAAAGGAGGCCCCGGUGCUGUUCGUGAACAAGCAGGAAAAGCAGGAGAAGGUGCUGGUGCUGGAGGGGGGCAGCGCCGUGCUCUCGGCUGUGGUGUCCAAGGAGCAGGCCGCGGUCAGCUGGGCCGGGCCAUGUGGUGCCGUGGCCGCCGGCGAGCGCUGUGAGCUGCGGCGGGAAAGCCGUGUGCACAGCCUGGUGCUGAGCAAUGUGGGCAAGGACGAGGCCGGCUGCUACACCUGCAUCUCCCGCGACGACCGCAUGCACUUCGACGUCAGCGUGAAAGAGCUGCCGGUGAAGUUCGUGCGGGGCCUGUCGGACGUGCAUGCACACAAGGGUGAGACAGUGCUGCUGUGGUGCGAGCUGUGCAAGGCACGGGGUGACGUGACGUGGCUGAAGGAUGGGCAGGUGCUGGUGCCCGGCGGACGUGGCGAGGCCCGGGUAGAGGGCCGGGAGCGCUCACUGGUGCUGAGCAACGUGGGGCCUGAGGACGCUGGUGAAUACUGCUGCGAGAGCAAAGACGACCGGACGCUGGCCAUGCUGACCGUGCAGGUCCCCAGGGUGGUGGAGAUCAUCUCGGAGCUGCGCAACCUGACAGUGAUGGAGGGCGAGGACGCCACGUUCAAGUGUGUGGUGUCCCCGGAGGACGUGGCACUGACGUGGCAGCUGGGGGGGCAGGUGGUCGCACCCUCAGAGCGGCUGGCAGUGAGCAGGAACGGGCUGUGCCAUGCCCUCACCAUCCAGCAGUGCCAGCCCGGGGAUGCGACCACCGUGACGGCCAAUGCCGAGGGCCUGGUGAGCGCGGCCCGGCUCAGCGUGCAAGAGGCCGAGGUGCUGUUUGUGCAGAAGCUGCGGGACAUGGUGGUGGAGGAGCUGCAGGACGCCUGCCUGGAGGUGGAGCUGAGCCACGCGGGUGCCGAGGUGCAAUGGCUGAAGCAGGGGGUGCUGCUGCAGCCGGGCGCCAAGUACCAGCUGCAGGAGGCUGGGCGCCGGCGCGCCCUCACCAUCCACAGCCUCAGCCCCUCAGACCGCGGCACCUACCGCUGCGAGACCCUCCAUGACCGCACCCAGGCCAAGCUGAGCGUGGAGCCCCGGAAGGUGACGGUGCGGAAGCCACUGUCGGACGUGGAGACCUUCGAGAAGGAGAUGGCCACUUUCCAGCUGGAGCUGUCCCAUGCCGGCGUGGCCGGGGCCUGGGCACGGGACGGCGUGCGCGUGAAGCCAGGCCCCGCCUGCCGUCUCAGUGCCACGGGCUGCACGCACAGCCUGACACUGCUGGCGCUCACACUGGAGGACUCGGGCACUGUCACCUUCACUGCUGACAGCCUGCGCUGCAGUGCCCGCCUCACCGUCAGGGAGCCCCCAGUCACCAUGGUGAAGACCCUCCGGGACAUGGGUGUCCCCGAGACGGGGGCAGCGAGCUUCGAGUGCGAGUUGUCCCGUGCCUCUGUGGAGGUGAAGUGGUACAAGGACGGGACGGAGCUCCGAGCGGGGCCCACCUGCCGCCUCUACUCGGUGGGACGCCGGCGCAUCCUGCAGCUCAGCCACUGUGGCCUGCCUGACGCCGGCGUGUACACGUGUGACGCCGGUGAUUGCCAGGCCUCCGCCACGCUGGUGGUCUAUGAGCGCCGGGUGCACAUGCUGAGGGAGCUGGAGACCGUGCGCGUGCGUGAGGGUGAGAAUGCCGUCUUCACCUGCGAAGUGUCGCACGAGGACGUGCCGGGUGAGUGGUUCCGCGACGGCGAGAAGAUCAAAGCCUCCGGCACUGUGAAGAUUCGGCAAGAAGGGACCAGGCACUUCCUGCUCAUGUGCAGCGUGCGGCCGGAGGAUGCGGGGCAGAUCCGGUUUGUGGCCAAGACGGCAGCCUCUGACGCCAGCCUGCAGGUGGAGGCACUGCCCAUCCGGAUCGUGCGGCCGCUGCGGGACAAGACGGUGCUGGCGCAGCACAAGGCCACGCUAGAGUGCACCGUGUCUCAUGCCCGUGGCCGUGUCCGCUGGUUCCGCGGCGACACCGAGAUCUUCGGCGGUGGUGACAAGUAUGAGAUCUGCAACCUGGACUGCUACCGCACCCUCGUCAUCCACCACGUGGGCCCCGAGGACGAGGCCACCUACACGUGCGACGCUCUGGAUGACCGCUCCAGCGCCCGCCUGCUUGUGGAGGCGGAGAGCGUGCAGGUGGUGCGGGGCCUGCGCAGCGUGGAGGUGGUGGCACCGGGUGAGGCACAGUUUGAGUGUGAGGUGUCGGCGGCACUGCCGGCCCCGCCGCGGUGGAGCCUGAAUGGGGAGACGCUGAGGGCCGGGGCACACGUGGCCAUGGAGAGCGCAGGCCGUGUGCACCGCCUGACGCUGCGCCACACCUCGGCCGGCAUGAGCGGCGUGGUCAAGGUGGCCCUCGGCAACGCCCGCUCCAAGGCCCAGCUCACCGUGAGAGGGCGCUAGGAGCCAGAGGGCCGCGGCGGCGUGGAGCUCGCAGGCAGAUGUGCCCAUGGGGCAGCCCUAGGUCCUGCCAAGCGAGCUGCUGGUGGCAGAAAGGAUGGACAGACGGACGGGCCCUACCCCUGCCCCUGCCCCGGCGGGGGUGGUGGCUGCUUCAUUAUCAUUAAACACCUCCAUUAAA
Messenger RNA from Alligator mississippiensis (American alligator), 8878 nucleotides. RefSeq names its product obscurin like cytoskeletal adaptor 1 (gene OBSL1). The coding region runs from base 79 to 8700 and encodes 2873 amino acids. Lineage: Eukaryota; Metazoa; Chordata; Crocodylia; Alligatoridae. The record is from RefSeq and is a predicted model, not a curated record. The transcript is spliced from 31 exons. Gene Ontology annotation, molecular function: protein binding.